Nicotiana tabacum (common tobacco) is the source of this 734-nucleotide messenger RNA. NCBI's taxonomy places the organism in Eukaryota, Viridiplantae, Streptophyta, Magnoliopsida, Solanales, Solanaceae. The record is from RefSeq and is a predicted model, not a curated record.
CUAAAACAAACGUUACCCACCCCUUUCCCUCUUCCUUCUGUCAUCUUCUUCCUUCUGUCUUCUUCUUCCUAAACAGGCCAUUUCCAUCUUGUUUUUUCAGGAACAACAGGCCGUCACCCCUUUAAUUUUUCAGGAACAACAGGCCGUUUCCAUCUUGUUUGCUCCACUCACUUUCCUCUCUUACUUCUUUCAUUUGCUUUGAAAUGUCAGAAUGUUCGAGUUUUUCACAUAGUCGUCGAAGGAUGUGUGGAUGUGGAGUUGCUUCACUCUAUCUCACAUCGCGGUCUGAAAUAUAUCCCGGAAGAUGCUUUUUCAAGUGUCAUAAACCUGAUAAAACUGGAUGUGGUUAUUGGGAAUGGGAAGACGAUGAAUUUCCACCAAGAGCUAUUAUUUUCAUUAACAAAUUGAAAAGGGAAAAGGAUGCUCUUCUUAAAGAAAGACUUGGAAACAUGGUGCUUGGAAACAGGGUGGAAAAAUUAUUUCUUAUGUUUUUGGGUUUCAUUAUUGGAUUUGUGGUUAGUUUUAUGUUUUGAGGGAAGACUUGAAAAUAUGAUUGUAAUUGUUUAUGGUUGUAAUUGCUUAUGGUUGUUUUAGUUGUAUAAUUUAGAUGUAUUGUAUUGUAAUGGUUGGAUGAAAAUGGUUGUACUAUGCAUUGUAUUAUUUCUGAUGUAAUGGUUGAAACUAUGAUUGUAAUUUAAAUGCAUUGUAAUGCUAUGGUUGUAAUUUCUCAGCAA